AUGGGUCGGCGAACCUACGCGCUCUGGCUCUUCGCCUGCGCUGCACUUGCCGUGCGCGCGCACGAACAUCACGACGAGCUAGAGGAAGAGCAGCUGGACGCCCCUGUAGACACCAUACUAUGGCUGCACAUGUUCCUCCAGGCAGCGGUCUGGGGGAUACUGUUUCCGGUGGGGAUGGUGCUUGGAAUCACCCGGAGUCGAUGGCAUGUCCCACUACAGAGCGUCGGAUUCCUGCUCACGGCUGGCGGGAUCAUCCUCGGACAUUCCCACAAAGGCCGCCAGUUCUACGCCGGCGCCCAUGGUAUAUUCGCCAACAUCCUCAUCUGGCCGAUGGCGAUCCAACUCGGUCUGGGGGUUUACCUGAAGCUGCACAUACACGAGAAGACGUUGCGGCGGUGGGCUGUUAAGGCUCACGGCGUCGUUGGGAAGUCGUAUCCUAUCCUCGGAUGGGUGCAGAUGCUCUUCGGCGCGAUCACGUUCGGUGGGUAUUGCCGAGGGGGACACAUAAACCAGUGCCUAGCGCACUACAUCAUGGGAAGCGGGUUUGUCGCAUAUGCGGUUAUCAUGGCGAUCAUAUUCCUCGUCGGCGAAACAUGGGUGCGGAGAAGUGGUAGAAGCCCAGAAUGGUGGGAUUCGUGGGUGAUAUUCCUCUGGGGUAUCGUGAAUACAUUUACAGAGCACUGGGGAGGAAGCUGGUCCGUCAAGGAUAUGCAGCAUACCAUCCUCGGCGUGCUAUGGUGGGCCGGAGGCAUGCUCGGCAUCUUCUUGUCGCGCAACAACCAGCGAAGCGUCGUACCGUCGCUCAUCGUCAUCCUCACCGGUUGGGCCAUGUCCGAGCACGCCCAAGCUCUGAUGAUCUCCACCAAGGUUCAUGCAGCGUUUGGUGGUGUGCUUAUGCUCGCGGGUCUCACCCGGAUCAUCGAGAUCUGCUCCUUCAUGCCAUUUUACGCUCCCCUACCAACGGACUCCGUCCUCGAGCACGACAGCAGCAGCGAACACACGCUUGCCGACAUCCCGGGCAGGGACGAGGCGCACAGCUCGAAGACGGCGGCCGGGCGUGCCUUCCGGCAUCUCCCUCCCUUCCUCCUCGUAACCGGCGGUCUCCUGUUCAUGUCAGCUACGGACGAAGAGCUCGAGUUCGUCCACGACAAAGGCAUGGACCACGUCACGUACAUCCUGAUCAUCGUCAGCCUCGCCUUCGUAAUAUACACCCUCAUCGUUUCGCUGAUCCAUCUAUACGCCACGAGCGGCCGCAACGCCGGCUCCUCAUCCAAGGACGCCUCUGGCGCGCCCAUCUCGCUCCAGGAUGGCGCGAUCGAGCUCGCUCCGACGCCCACCACGAGUAAAUGGAAAGGCUACUCCCGAGUACCGAACGACGCGGACGCGGAGGACGUGCACGUCAUUGGAGAAGACGAUUGA
This is a messenger RNA of Punctularia strigosozonata HHB-11173 SS5, 1419 nucleotides long. RefSeq lists its product as uncharacterized. The record is from RefSeq and is a predicted model, not a curated record. The coding region runs from base 1 to 1419 and encodes 472 amino acids. NCBI's taxonomy places the organism in Eukaryota, Fungi, Basidiomycota, Agaricomycetes, Corticiales, Punctulariaceae. The transcript has 11 exons.